AUGGUUCGCAUUACCACUACUGCUAUCUUGGCUUUUGCUGCUAUCUCUUCUGCAAGGUACUUGGGUGUCUCUGGUCGCGGGAGUCUUACUGCUCGAACAACUGGCGCAGCAGGACUCCCCGGAACGGAUGCUCCGGUAGAUACAACAACACCUGUCCCCGGCGACACUGGUACAGAAGUACCAACAGAGGUCCCGGCCGAAGUCCCCCCAGCUGAGGUCCCAGCCGAAAUGCCCCCAGCUGAGGUCCCAGCCGAACUUCCCCCAGCCGAGAUCCCUGCAGAUCCCCCGGUGUCGAGCACGGGAGACAUGAAGCCAUUGAUUAAGCUGAUUGACGCUCUUGCAACACUUUCCGAGAUGCUUAAAGGGCUAAUGCCAGGUGCUGGUGGUACGGUCAAGUCAGCUGUUGGUGUCAGUUUUCUAGGAUAG
Molecule: messenger RNA, 426 nt
Organism: Cordyceps militaris CM01
Lineage: Eukaryota; Fungi; Ascomycota; Sordariomycetes; Hypocreales; Cordycipitaceae
Exons: 2
Coding region: 1-426 (141 amino acids)
Source: RefSeq, a predicted model, not a curated record